This is a messenger RNA of Brienomyrus brachyistius, 5642 nucleotides long. It is a transcript of the gene slc4a11, whose product is annotated as solute carrier family 4 member 11. Gene Ontology annotation, cellular component: basolateral plasma membrane; plasma membrane. The transcript is spliced from 19 exons. The record is from RefSeq and is a predicted model, not a curated record. Gene Ontology annotation, biological process: monoatomic ion homeostasis; transmembrane transport; monoatomic anion transport. The coding region runs from base 516 to 2870 and encodes 784 amino acids. NCBI's taxonomy places the organism in Eukaryota, Metazoa, Chordata, Actinopteri, Osteoglossiformes, Mormyridae. Gene Ontology annotation, molecular function: solute:inorganic anion antiporter activity.
GUCUACCCGUUUGAAAGAGAGCGGAUCAGAGGUACUCUUGCUCUUACUGAGACAGGACAGAGAAAUGAUGAUGGGCUGACUGGGGAGAAUUCGCGUUUCAAUCAUGGAAUCCAGCAAAGUUCUUAAUUUUGUAGCAUCUGUUUGACAUUGUUCCUGACAAAAAGACACGUUACCCCCUCUGAAGUUGAAUAAGUAGCGGGAAAAUCCUCGACAGCACAGUACCCACUAUAGGGAUAUACCGAGCUUCAUCAGGGGGACCAGGAGGAUGGCUGUGAGGGCAAGGAGGAAGGACUGGAGUCGCCCAUCGUCUGCGGGGACAACAUCCACUGCUAUAGUCAGGUCCAGCCUGGGAGCCCAGAUUCAGACUCAGGGUGCGUGCUGCUGAACACUUCGAGAAAAGUAAGAUGCUGUUUGUCAAGUAUGUCUCUGGCUCACUCUAAACUGACUCACCAGUCACACAAUUCUCAGCACGUGCUCGGUAAGACUCUCAGAGAGCAUACAGAACGGUCGUCUGCAUGCGGCGGACACACGAUCUCCAUCUAUCCGUUAUGCAGUAUGUAAAGCUGAUGAACUUCGAAGAGGAGGUCAGAGCUCACCGGGACCUGGACAGCUUCCUGGCACAGGCCAGCAUCCUGCUGGACGAGAUGGCGGCCUCGCUGGACGAGGUGCUGAGGCGGAUGCUGCGCCGCGUGGCUCAGGACAGCCGCGCCACUGAGCCUGCCUGCAACUUCGAGGAGGUCAUGCGUCUGCUGUUCACUGAUGCCGCACCCCAGGAGGUCAACGUGCACCUGCUGUCGGAGACCAUCCAGGGAGUGACAGCCACUGCUACCGGCGUCCAGUACCAGCAGUCCUGGCUCUGCAUCCUCUGCAACGUGAAAAGCCUCCAAAGACGACACGUCUGCAUUUCUCGCUUGGAGAGACCCCAGAACUGGGGGGAAAACUGCUGCGAGGUCCGUUAUGUCAUCCUCAUCCUCUCCCCACAAAAGAUGAAAAGCACGAAGACAGCCAUGGAAUUGGGGCGGACAUUUGCCACCAUGUUCUCGGACAUCUCCUUCAGGCAGAAGCUGCUGGAAACUAAGACCCAGGAGGAGUUCAAGGAAGAGCUUGUGUAUCAGCGGCACCAGCUCACUGCAGCCAAUCAGAAACCAGCUGCUGUAGAAGAGGAGGAGACAGAUCCCCACAGCAACAAGCCACUCAAGUGCAAGGAUUUCCUGCGCGCAGGCCGUGGAAUCUACGAGGACUUGUGUCGUCGGCUCCCGCUGUACCCAUCAGAUUUUACGGAUGGUUUACUCGGGAGUAACAGAGCCUUGCUCAAGUAUACCACCACCGCCAUAUUCCUGUACAUCGCCAUCCUCUUGCCAGCCAUCGCAUUUGGCUCGCUGAAUGAUGAAAGCACACGGGGGGAGAUUGAUGUGCGAAAGACCAUCAUUGGUCAGAGCAUUGGAGGGGUCAUCUACUCUUUGCUGGCGGGGUCCCCCCUGGUAGUCCCUCUGACCACAGCUCCACUCGCCAUCUUUAUCAGUGUGAUCCGGGGCAUCUGUGAUGACUAUGGUCUUGACUUCCCUGCAUUCUAUGCCUGCAUCGGCUUAUGGAGCAGCCUAUUCCUCAUCUUGGGGGGUAUCUUCAAUGUUAGCUUACUUAUGAAGCUCUUCAAAAGGUCCACAGAGGAAGUGAUAGCACUGUUCAUCUCUGUCGCCUUCGUGGCAGAUGCUGUUAAAGGCACAGCCAAAAUUUUCCAUAAGUACUACCACGCACCCGCGCUGACCAGCAGCAGUCCCGAAGAGCUGUAUAAUGUGAUAGAGCAAGCCUUCACCAUGUCAGCUAUCGCCACCGGGAAUGGCACCAUGAACAGGACCGCCAACAUGACGGUUGACAGAAGUGCCCUCGCCGAAGCCCUCGUCUUGUGCACCAGGGAUCGUGCUGUGCUCUGUGUGUUGCUCAUGCUGGGAACACUUUGGCUGGGCUAUACCCUCUACCAAUUCAAGAGAAGCCCGUUCCUGCACGCCCAGGUUAGGGAGGUGCUGUCAGACUGCGCCCUGCCCAUCUCCGUCCUCAUCUUUUCCUUCGUGGGUUCCUAUCUGUUCCUUCACAUUGAACUUCCAGUGUUUGAUUUCCACCAAGGCCCCAUAUUUAAGGUCGCGCCUUUUGAGAAACUGUCCGCCAUGAACAUUGUGAGUGCCAUGGGUGUGGGAUUUCUCCUGGCCUUGCUCAUCUUCAUCGACCAGAACAUCGUCGUGUCCCUCACCAAUGCCCCGGAGAACAGGUUGCUAAAAGGAACUGCCUACCACUGGGACCUGAUGCUCUCAGGUUUAAUCAACAUUCUCAUGUCGGUGUUGGGGUUGCCAUGGAUGCAUGCUGCCUUUCCCCAUUCCACAAUGCAUGUGCGGCAGCUGGCCUGCGUGGAGCAGCGCGUGGAGGGAGGAUACCUCUACGAGACGAUUGUGAGUGUGAAGGAGACACGGCUUACAUCGCUGGUGGCCAACAUCCUCACCGGUGUCUCGGUGUUCUUGCUGCCUGUACCUCUGCAGUGGAUACCCAAGCCUGUGCUAUACGGCCUUUUCCUCUAUAUCGCCCUGACCUCCAUUGAUGGAAACCAAAUGUGUGACCGCAUGGCCCUUCUCCUCAAAGAACAGACAUCCUAUCCCCCUACCCACUACAUUCGCAAAGUCCCACAGAGGAAGAUCCACUACUUCACAACCUUGCAGAUCACACAGCUGCUGAUCUUGUGUGCCUUUGGCAUGUAUCCUCUACCCUACAUGAAAAUGAUAUUCCCACUACUCAUGAUCUUGCUACUUCCCAUCAGGAACAACCUGUUGCCCAGAAUCAUCGAGGCCAAAUACCUGGACAUUAUGGAUGCCCAGCACAUGUAAAGGACUGUAGGACUGGAACUAUAAAAGGCCAUUAUCUGUUAAAACAUGAAAGGAAAAUGUAGCAAUUUAGUCAGCAACUUCAAUGACAGAAAGGGAUAGGAGUACCCAGCUAUACGACGACUGUCACAUGACCAAGUGUAGGCGAACCAGCCAGGUGUGCUCUGCGUCUCAUUCUGUUCUCUCUCUUCUUUAGCUUUUGUUACUACUUGUCUAUGAAGUUUGUUGCCAAAGCUUAUCAUUUCAUAUAUCUCUAACUGAGCAAACCAAUAAGCAGCUAUAGUAUGAAAUAUGCUGGUGUUUGUACGGCGAGGAAGUUCGUUCACUGAACAAGUAUUUUCGCCGGUGUAUGAAUUGUGGAGCUCUUUAUAAGAUGCUUUGGAUGGAAGCAUCUGUUAAAUAAAUAAAUGCAAAUGUAAAUAAUCUGCUGAUGACUAGGGGAUACAGGAAGACUAACUUGGUUAUUACCUGUGAGAGGUGACUCAAAUAAGGUCCUGGCUGUUGCACUUUAUCACACGGUUAAUUCUGUUCCUUUCAGUUAGUCUUUUUUUCUUAUAAAAUGAUUUACAUUGGCUGAUUAAACACAUGUGCUAAGACGGGGUGGUGCUUCUUAGGCAUUUAAACAUGUGUCAUCCAUCACCUCUGAUCCUAUACAUACAAGCCAGCUCCAGAUGUCAGUCACUGCUUUUUGGUGAAGAUGCUUUGUCAGCAUCAUCUGUCUGACCUACAAUAGAUAUCAGAGUAAAAGCAUUGAAUAAAUCUAUAUAAUAAUAAAAUGUUUCUCUCAGCUGCACAUGAACAAAAGCAAAGCAUCGCAAAAUGUGACAGGGAGACCAGCUCUUGUUGUAGUGCUUCUCUAUUUGCUCUAAAACAGUAACCAUAUCUGUGUUCUCUCCUUCCUUACUGAGUCAAUUCCUGCUGUUUGCCCAGGUCAUGUGCCAGUGUUAGUCUGUUCCAUUACCCAUCCACAUUAUAAACCGUCAUCCCUGCAUUUACAGCCAGACUCCAAAGACAGCUGAUGUAAGCUGAUGAACGGCGUAGAAGCUGAGUUAUGGUACACAGUACUGCACAUUAGUAUGCCUUCUGCGAAAAUUGUAACCGUGCCAGUCUGAAGGUUGUUUAUUUUGCUGACAAAGUUGAAGGGACCUGUUUUGAUGAACCUCUCAAUGGUUAUAUGAUUUGAACCUACUGCAUUUUAUUUUUUUAAGUUAUUGGUAACAGUUCGAAAGCAGAUAUUGUACUGUAAACAAAUAAUGCCUAUUUAUAGUAAUAAUAUAUAUUUUAAAAGAAUAAAACUAGUGAUUUUAAAAAUGUUUUUAUUAAACUGUAUUAUUACUAUAAGCAACAAGCAAAGCUAAUCCACAAGUUAGUAUGAGUGGGCGAUGUGUCCGUACAGAACGUCUUUUACAGUAUAUCAGUACUUUGCUCCUUUGAUUGUAAAAUAACUAACCAAAAUAUUGAUUCAUAUAAAUUCAUGUAUACAGUGCAACUUUGGCUUUGAGGGAAAGAGGGCCAGUAGCAGUAGAUGUAUAGCUAACUUUCAGAUCCAUCAGAGACAUCCACAGAGAUGCUGAAUGUCAGUUAGAUUUAGGGUUUAUUUGACCACCAGCAGCCUGGAAAGUGGAAGGAACUGAGAAUUAUACGAGAGAAAAGCAGUAGAACUUAUGCACCCAUGAGUGAGAUGUUCAAAACCUAAUAUUGGCAUCUUACCGUGGUGUUCUGCCUCUUUUCCUUUCUGUAAGAGCCUUAAAACCCACUUGACUGCACCAAUGAUUUCACAGUAAUGGUGGACAUGAGGACUAGAAAUCAGCGAAUGGUUCUAACACAAAUAGUAUGACCUCUGUAAGGCUGACUCUCGAUUUUUUUUUUUUCUUCAACUCUGGACUCAUGGUUCCAUCUUGAACACUUACGUUCCCUUCAGAACAGGGAAAAGGCUGGAGAACUGCUAAUAUUUGUUCAAAUCACUAAAAAUCCUACUCAUUUUAUGUGAAUCCUUAAGAGUUUGAAGAAUGUUCCAUUGAAUGUUAUAACACUUAAUGAUUAGAAUAGAAUUGUUGGCCAGAUCUACAGAAUUGGGCAGCAUGGUGGUUUAGUGGGCAGUGUUGUUGGGUUGGGAGUUUAAAUCCUUCCUUUGUUCUGGGUAUGGAAUUUGAGUAUUCUCCUUGUGUUGUUCCCUCCUGCAGUCUAAAACAUGUGGUUAGGCAGCUGGCAUCCUUAAAUUGCUCAUAGUGUUCACUUGUGUGGGUGUGUGAAUCCUGUGAUAGACUGGCAUCUUAUUCAGGGUAUACCCCAGCCUUGUUCCCUAUGCUUCCUGGGAUAGGCUCCAGACCCCUUGCAACCUUGACCAGGCCCAGUGAUUAGAUGAUGAUGGAUGUAGAGACAAAACCUCAGUCUUGCCUGACAUUUACUGUGGUUAUAUUUGUGUGUGUGUCUAUAUCAGGUGAAUUUCAAUGAGUUCCAUUUUUGAAAAGUUGCUCUAUGAUUGGAGAUCUAUAUUAAUUUGGAAAAUUUUGUGUUGCUUUGUAUGUUUUUGCCCUUAGAUAAGCUGACGACACACUCCACACAGAACAUAAUUCUCUGAAAUUAUGUUAGGUGUACUUCAAUUUUUUUUUUCUGAAUUCAUGAAUGUGUAGUAAUUUUAAGUAAUACAAAACAAUUGGUUUCUUAAUGUCUACAGAAUAUUUUGUCACAAAAUAAGCUAUUUUAAUGUAAUGUUUAAUGUAAUGUUGACUAUAAUAUGUAAAACGAAAUCAAAUAAAAAUACAUCACAGAGUU